CACUCAACUCUUUCCUUGUGCUGCUGCAAAAGCUACGCUUAAGCCUUUUUACUGAGGUUUUCAGCGGCUUUUUGUCACAAUGGUGCUUCAAAACGAUAUUGAUUUGCUGAAUCCUCCUGCUGAAUUGGAGAAGAGAAAGCACAAGCUUAAGCGUCUUGUUCAAUCACCAAAUUCGUUCUUCAUGGAUGUCAAGUGCCAGGGCUGCUUCAACAUAACAACUGUGUUUAGCCACUCCCAGACAGUUGUAGUAUGUGGUAACUGCCAGACUGUGUUGUGCCAACCAACGGGUGGACGGGCGAGGUUAACCGAAGGGUGCUCUUUUAGGAAGAAGGGAGAUUGAAUGGUGUAGUAUAGUAGUAACCAGACUUUUUCUUUGUCCAUGAUUGAAGAGUUUUGGUUGUUAGGUUUUUGAUAUGGAAUCAAUUUUAGUUAUGAAAUCAAUUUUAGUUAUGACAUAUAAAAUUUUGUUAAAUUGUGAGACUGUAUCUCCCAAUCUUGAGUUUCUCUUUAGUGAAGAUGAUGAUGUGGUUUUGUUGGAUAAUGGAUAUUUAUUUUUGCAACAAUUUUCUUCACUGGAGUGGAUAUGGGCUACUUUUGUUGUUGUUGAUGUA
Glycine soja is the source of this 611-nucleotide messenger RNA. RefSeq names its product 40S ribosomal protein S27-2. Gene Ontology annotation, biological process: translation; ribosomal small subunit assembly. The record is from RefSeq and is a predicted model, not a curated record. The coding region runs from base 80 to 340 and encodes 86 amino acids. Lineage: Eukaryota; Viridiplantae; Streptophyta; Magnoliopsida; Fabales; Fabaceae. Gene Ontology annotation, cellular component: ribosome; cytosolic small ribosomal subunit. Gene Ontology annotation, molecular function: RNA binding; structural constituent of ribosome. The transcript is spliced from 4 exons.